Symbiodinium pilosum is the source of this 171-nucleotide messenger RNA. Lineage: Eukaryota; Dinophyceae; Suessiales; Symbiodiniaceae. The record is from the annotation of a GenBank genome assembly.
GCACCCCUUCUUUUCUCUUUUAUCUUCCAUGGGGAUGCUGGCAAAUGGGCUGGGCCGAUGGAGACAGCCAUCCAAGACGUGGCCGGGUCUUUCGCCGUCGUCUACAUUGCCCAGGUUAUCAUGACAAUGUGUGUGAAAGCCGGGCUGUCGCCAGCAACAGCUGACUUUUGA